Paramecium sonneborni is the source of this 735-nucleotide messenger RNA. Lineage: Eukaryota; Ciliophora; Oligohymenophorea; Peniculida; Parameciidae. The record is from the annotation of a GenBank genome assembly.
AUGGUUAAUCAAAAUUUAGAAAUAUAAGAAAAGAAAAUCCAUACAUAUAAGGUUUUAAGUAUCAAUUAAAAAAAAGAAGCUUUAGAAGAAUUAUUUAAAAAUCCUAGUUAAGAAAAUUUUAUUUUGCUUAGUAAUAAAUUUAAUACAACAACACGAAAUUUAAGGAGAUGGUUUAAUGAAGGUUAUAUGAGAAAAGGGGGAUGUGGAAGAAAAAAAAUAAAUCCAUAAGGAGUAAUGAGAUUAGAGGAAUGGAUAUUAGAAGAAACGAAAAAAUAUGGUAAGAAAAUAAGUAGAAAUUAAAUUAAGGAAUAAGCAAUAAGAAUUUUCAAUAUUUAAUCUUUUAAAGCAUCAAAAGUAUGGAUGGAUAAAUUUAUUAAAGAAUAAAAUCUUAAAUAUAAAAUUUAAACUAUUCUUUUUGAAAAAGGUUAACUCUCAAAAUAAAGUUAAGAAAUAAAACAUAAAUAAUUUGAGGAUAAUUAAAAAGAAAAGAACUUUGAAAGUUCUACAAAAAAAUAAAUAAAAGGGUUAAAAUUAGAGAAGAUAAAACUCAAUUAACUAGAGAGAAAUUAGGAUUAACUAAAUGUUUAAGAUUUAAAAAUGAGUGUGUAAUAGGAAACAAUAUUAAAUAGAGAACAUAAUAAAGAAGAUGAUUUAUAUUUAUCAGUUAGUUUUGAAUAGGAAGCUGAUUUAUUUGCAUAUAAUUAUGAAGAAGAGUUAUUUUUAGGAUUUGAUUGA